CUUGAGCAACCGACUCGCUUUAGCAGUUUUGCCUACAGUGAAGACAGCACUGUUACCGGGUGGAAAAGAAGUGAAACCCUUCUUCGCGUCACAUUGGGAGGAGAGUGGUGAUUCACCGGGUGCUGCUGCUCGCGAGUUUAUAAAUGCAAUUACCCAACAGGGAGCAGCCAGUCACAGUCAGUCGAUGCAGUUCUGUCGCUAACCCACACAAAGACAGACAAGACAAGCCAGCCAACGAACGCACGUUUUGUUCUCAGACCUUUGUUCAUAUAGGCUACUAUAGGGAGGAAACAUAUGUUCCCGAUGGGUAAGUCAGAAUAUGAACUAUUUUUCUCAUCGGUCACUUUUGUUUCCCGAUAGCCUAUGUUUCUGCUCCAAGUGAAGUUUGUUAUUUUGUAUCAGUGGUGGCAUCCCACGCGUCUAGGCAGACAAUAGCUGACAACGUAGGCUACUCGUGCUAUGGGCUUGGAAUGGUUAGAUUCUGGGCUUUUGGUGUGUUCCUUGUCCACUUAAACGGCGAACUGUGGCGUGAAGGAGAAAGUAGGAAUUAAGACCUCAUUGCUCUGUUCUCUAAAGUUCAGCAAGUGUUUGCUUUGUGCGCCGAACACAGUGACAGCUCCCCAGAUCAUCCCGUACCCUGCUUUUAACGGUUAAAUUGUAGCACCUGCUGCAGGCGUUUCUUUGUACUUUCCUCUAAAUGCCGAUAUAUUUCAUGUUGAGGCUCGUCGUGCCCCAAUAUCCUACCAGUAACAGGAACUGAACUGUGUAACGGCUGCGUGAAACAAUGGAGUGCUCUGUGAACGCGUAGGCUAUGUCAAGCGUGUUAUGAACUCAGAUGAAACUUUGUUACAUCUAUUGUGUGUAUAAAGGCUGAUUGAAACAACGGCGCGUGUCUAUUCGCCCUGUUGUGAGACCAUGGACCGAUUUCCCUGGACAAGUUCAGAUUACAUCAUGUGUCAACCGUUGAAGUGCGACUCAAACUUCCCUGAUAGUUUUCUAGCAGGUUCGAGAACUAUGUGACUGUGCUUCACUGAUAAGGCUGGGAAGACAAAGAAGUUCAAACCGAGAGAGAGCUUCGCAUAACGAGAACACUGCAAGUGAGAUCAGGGAGCCGUUAGAGGAAUGUAUUUGUGUUAGAAUUGUGACCAUAGCUCGUACACUAAUCUAAAGUUACCGGUUGCGUUAUGGUUGGAGUUUAACAUUGUACUCUAACACGUGUUUGUUUUGCUUCCAGGAUGUUGUUCUAGGCGCCUGGUGACGAGACGAUCGACCUAGUUGUUGACAGGAAGCUUUUUUCGUCCCUCUGAACAUUUUCCAACAAAGGACCUUGGGCUAGGCCUAUUUCUUAAUCAUAGCCUAUCUGAAUUGACUGAAAACAACAGAAAACAAAACUGUGGACUCCAGCAAAACUGCACAUUUUAGCUAGUUAAUUGGUUAAUUAGAUUAUUAGUAAGAUUAGUAAGAUUUAAUUUACACAACUUUGGCCUAAGUGUUCAAUAACAAGACAAAAGAAGAUAAAUCUGCUGUGGUGUAUGUUGGGGGUUCCUCCCCAGCCAACCACAACAACAACAACAGCAGCAACAACAUGUACUUAAAGAAGUACUUGACAGAGGGCCUGAUUCAGGUAGCCAUCCUGCUCAGCCUGUGCGGUGUGCGGGUCGAUGUGGACCCCUACCUACCCCCGCUACGCGAGAUCAUCCUGGGCCCGACCUCGGCCCUGACCCAGACCCAGUUCCACAACCUCCGCAACUCCCUCCAGGGUGAGGACCUGCACCCCAAGAGCGUGGACCUGGAUGGCUUCUUCACCACGCGCCGGCUCCUCAGCUGGGUCCGCUCUCUGGACCGCCUUCAGCUGCCCAGCACGGAGGUGGAGGCCUGGCUGGUGCACCGGGAGCCGGAGCCGUCCUCCCUGGGUCCCAUGGGGCCGAUGCCCAUGCCUGUGUCCGUGUCCAACCAGGAGCUGGAGGGGGACGGUGGGAGGAACCACGGCCCUGGAGGAGACCUCUCCGGCCUGGGCCUCAGAAUAGGAGGGAGUGGAGGGGUGGGAGGUGGAGGAGUGGAAGGACUGGACAUUGGUAAUAAUGAUGGAGUGGUUGGAGAACCCGGCUAUGGACAAGCUGCCAUCAUCAGCAGCAACAACACUAACAACAACCUCAACAACAGCAGUGUCCAGGGGGCAACGGGAGCGCUGUACCGCAGAGGUGGUGAACAACAGGAAGACAAUGGUGACAUCAUGAAAGAGGAUGACGAGGAGCUAAGCUUCUUAUGGCGGCAGGAAGCUGGUCCUGAUGAGUAUUCCGAAGGCCCUGUUUACAGUAACCAUCGGCAACACCUGGAGCCCCUGCUGCGUUCCUAUGGUGAUGAUGAGGAUGGAGGAGAUGGGCUGCGCGCUGACCUGUGGUCAGCAGGAGGGCAGUAUCAAGGUCGUCUGGACCCACCACUUGGUGCCAACGGACAAGAGCACCCUGAUCCUGAGCUGAUGGGACUGGAUGAAGAUGUCUCCUAUUCUGCCCAGAGGCCCCUGCUGUCCCCUCUCCUGCCACCAGGGGACUCGUCCAUGGACCUGGAGCAGCAGUGGCAGGAUCUCUUUGCCAUCAUGGAGCCGCAGGACAUGGAUUUGGAUAUGGAUAUGGAUGAAGCGGGCCAGAAUCUACCUCUGGCCAGUGUUGAUAACGCUGCCUCUAAUGGCAAUGACCUGUUCCAUGGAGACCCCACCCCUGCUGAGCAUCCCAACAAUGCCAGAGACUCCCUCAACAAUCCCUUUAGCCCCUUCAGCUCUCCCAAUGACGAGCUACAUGACCCCACCAACGACGUGUCCGACUUGGUCGAUUCUGCACUGCUCGCCAACAUUCUCGAAGAACCGGACAGUUCAUCGGCGACUACUCCGUUCGGGCCGCUGCUGGAGGAGGCCAUGUUUGACGAGAUCAAUCUUAUGGAUCUGGCCCUGGAGGAAGGCUUCAGCCCUGCACAGAUGUGCCGAUUGGAGGAGCAGCUCGACGACUCGGACUCGGGUCUUUCGUUAGACUUCAGCCACAGUCCUGCCUCUCCUGCCAGCUCUGAGGCUUCUUGCUCUUCGUCAGGCUCCUCCUCCUCCUCUGCCUCUUCACUCUCCUCCACAGGGUCGCUUUUUGAAGAAGAAGAAGAAGAAGAAGAAGAAGAAGAGGAGGAUGAUGAAGGGGCUGUUGGUUACGAUCACAGGUAUGACAGCAUCAAGGAGGAGGAAGAGGAAGAGGAAAUUGAUGCUUUUGGUGGAGGCCAUGUUGCAGAGACCAACAAGAUGUGUCGAUCGAGCUACAUGGAGCCCAGUCGGUUCCAGCGCCUCCCCUGGCUGGACGACGUCAGCCACGAUCACAACUACAAUCAGCCCAUUCCCACCACCAGGCGACCUUCCUCCGAGAAAUCCCAGAAGGGCUGUCUGGACUCCUCGCCGUCAGCGACUGAGGUCACGGCCGUCCAGGACAAGUACGCGACGCGUGACGAGCGGCGAGCGCGGGCCAUGCGCAUCCCGUUCUCCAACGAGAUCAUCGUCAACCUCCCCGUGGAGGAGUUCAACACGCUCCUCACCCGGCACAAGCUGAGCGAGGCCCAGCUGACCCUGAUCCGGGACAUCCGGCGGCGGGGCAAAAACAAGAUGGCCGCCCAGAACUGCCGACGGAGGAAGCUGGACGUCGUCGUGGGACUGGAGCACAACGUCGAGGGCCUCCGGCACCGCCGGGCGCGACUGCUCCGGGAGAAAGCGGAGCUGUGCCACUCGCUGCGGGAGAUGAAGCAGCGCAUCAGUGCCCUGUACCAGGAGGUUCUGCCCAGGCUCAGGGACUGCGAGGACUUGCCUUACUCCGAUCAGGAGUAUUCGCUUCAGUUUACCGGAGACAGCCGUGCCGUGCUGUCCUCCCACCACCACACAAACAGAAAUACAAACAGAAACUCUAGGGGCAGCAAGCCCAGCAAGAAACAGAAGGACAAGAGGAAGUGAGCAGUUGGAGGUGAACUUCAACGAGUGAGAUGUUUCUCGGAUGCUCAGACUCAGGUUGUGGGUGAUUCCUAAUUUCCUCAAGGAGGAAGGUUGGUCCUUGCCGAUGUGAACUGUUGUUACGUAAAAAGAUGAAAAAGUAAGAACAAAGAAGAUUCCCUAAUGUACAUAAUAGACUGCUGCAAGUACUUUGACAGAUUGGGAACAACAGGGGAUCACUAUAGUAACAGCAAAAAUCAUCAUCAUUACAAAAACUGUUGCCAAGACAACCAAUGAGGACAUCCAGUAAGGGUGUGAUCAGAACACUGGAGGAGUGAGGAGAGCAUUGUGGGUCAUGUUGACCUGCCUUCAAUACAACACAACACAGACCUCAAAAUGAAAGGGCCAUACUAUUGACAGUCUAGGCUGUCGAUCCAAUGAUCGCUAAGGCUCUCUGCUGCAACACAGAAGAAUAUAAAAAAACUUUUCAGUCAGAUCACUGAACUUACAGAGAUGGUGUACAUUGCCAAAAUCAUUUUGAAACUGUAUAGAGGAUGCUUUAAAUGUAGUGUGUCUGCGUGUGUGGGGGGGGAAAUGUUUUUUUUUUUGUGAAUAAGUUUGGAGGUUGUGUGUUAAACCUCUGCGAGGGGCAUUUGAGAUUGCUGCAUCAAUUCUUUGUUUGUGCAAAAUGUGCCUUACACGCAAAAAAAACGUUUCUAUUGAGUGUUAACUUUGAACAUUAGCUGACGUUUUGGUUAUUCUGUCUUGUGUUUCGCUUUGCUGGGCAGUUUCCCUCGUGAAACUAUGGUCAUUUCGGCACUUUGGUGUUGGGAAAAUCAUUAGUGAUUGGAACGCCAAACUGAAAGAUGAGUGUGAGCACUUCCUACUGUUUGGAUGAGAAAAAUAGACCAGAGGAUUAUUUAUUAAAAAAGAAAAAAACUAAGAGGACUAUUUAUGCUUAUCUGUACCAUCACAGGAUUUUGUUCUUGCCUUGCUAUCUAUGUUGACCUUUCCUCCCUUUUAAAGCUCUGCAGUGUUUACAGACAGUUUUCCUACUAAAAGUAUGUUGGUGGCCAAAUGUACUAGCACGCAGGACCGAGAGAGUCCCAGUUUAUGUUCUGAUAAAAGGGUGGACGUUCAGAGCUCCAUAGGCAAACAUGGUUGUUGAAACUGACCCAUACACAUAUUAUAGUAAGUAUUCUGUCAUUUUUAGACAUAUUUAAAUAACAAUAUAGAACUUUGGAGUUGUCAUACGCACUAUACGUACUUAACAUUAAGUACAUAACCACUUGGAUGCCACAAGCCCCACUUGUCUUUCUCUGUCCUGGUACUGUUGAGUUCUGUGCCCAUGGCGGCUCUCAGGAAAACAUAAAACAAAACAAAAAACAAAAAAAAACUAACCAGCCAUGACACAUGUAGCAUAGGCGUGAAUUGAAUACACUUUGUAAAAGGUUUUGGUAUUUCUGUUCUGGGUUAAUAAAUUCUGUUUUUGUGGUAA
Messenger RNA from Engraulis encrasicolus (European anchovy), 5447 nucleotides. RefSeq names its product endoplasmic reticulum membrane sensor NFE2L1-like. Gene Ontology annotation, molecular function: RNA polymerase II cis-regulatory region sequence-specific DNA binding; DNA-binding transcription factor activity, RNA polymerase II-specific. Gene Ontology annotation, cellular component: nucleus. NCBI's taxonomy places the organism in Eukaryota, Metazoa, Chordata, Actinopteri, Clupeiformes, Engraulidae. The record is from RefSeq and is a predicted model, not a curated record. The coding region runs from base 1586 to 3973 and encodes 795 amino acids. The transcript is spliced from 4 exons. Gene Ontology annotation, biological process: regulation of transcription by RNA polymerase II.